Oppiella nova is the source of this 531-nucleotide messenger RNA. The record is from the annotation of a GenBank genome assembly. NCBI's taxonomy places the organism in Eukaryota, Metazoa, Arthropoda, Arachnida, Sarcoptiformes, Oppiidae.
CCUUAUUUGAUGUGUUUUCGUGAUUUGAAAACUAUUUGAACAAUUAGUUUGCAAUUCAUUUGUCGCGCAAUUGUGGCCAAAGUGUUGACACAUAAGUGACCGCAAGAGUGAAGACACUGACAAUUGUCUCAAAUGUUACCCACAUAUUCAAAUGAUAAGGAAUAUAAGGUGACCCGUGCUUUCAAAGUGAAAGAGAAACUUAGCGGAUGGCUGAGGCUCAUAUUGUCGGACAAAAACUCGAGAAAUUUAUUUCUGUUUUUAUUGCUGAAUCUCUCGUUCGCUUUCGUGGAGCUCUCGUAUGGCAUAUGGACUAACAGUCUGGGAUUAAUAUCGGACUCGUUCCACAUGUUCUUCGACUGUACGGCCCUAUUGGCGGGUUUGGCCGCUUCCGUCAUCACCAAAUGGCGAUCCAAUGAGCGCUUUUCUUACGGUUACGUGAGGGCCGAAGUGAUCGCCGGUUUCGUGAACGGGUUGUUCCUCUUAUUCAUCGCAUUCUUCAUAUUCUCAGAAGCGGUCGAACGGGCGAUAGAA